ACCGCGUGUAGCGAGCCGCCAUGGGUGUUGGUGUAGGUGCAGGUUCAGCCGCGGCUACCGGCCGCCGCCCUAGCCGCCCCAGCCGUCGCGCAGGUGCAAGUGCAGGUGCAAGACACAGUGCCACGCUCCUCUCCGCCCUCACCGUCGCCGUGCUCGCCGCGUGCUGGACAAAUGGCGCGACCGCCCAACAGAACGGGUACUUCGGCGUGCCGCUGGGCGAGCUGACGAGGCUGCACCACGGCGUCCGGGGCAAUGUGUUCGCCGUGGACGCCAGGACCCUGCACAUCAGGGACUUCCACUACGACGGCGAGGGUCCCGCCGCCUACUUCUACGCCGGCAACAGUAAGAACCCCGGCGCUCAGGGCUUCCGUAUCAGAGACGAACGAGGCUCUGCGUCCCCGUUGAAGCGGUACCGCGGCAAGCACAUCACCAUCACCCUCCCCGAGGGCAAGACGCUGCACCAGCUGCGCUGGUUCUCCAUCUGGUGUGAGGAGUUCUCGGUCAACUUCGGCGACGUGCGCCUCAGCAAGAGUCUGGAGCUGCCCAAGCCCCACAAGAUCGGCGCCCUGAGCGGCAUCCACGGCGUGUCCUCCGACCCCGUGGUGGUGGUGGACGCCCAGACCCUGCUCGUGCCGUCCUUCUCGUACGACGGCGAAGCUCCAGACGCCAAGUUCUGGGUGGGCCGCGGCCCCAAGCCCUCGCCGCAGGGCAUCCGCGUGGCGGACGAGAACGGCAAGGAGGUGCCGCUGCGCCGCUACGAGCAGAAGACCCUCGUGCUCACGCUGCCCGGCGACCUGACCGUGUUCGACAUCGGCCACUUCGGAGUGUGGUGCGAGGCCUUCGCCGUGGACUUCGGCCACGUGCAGCUGCCCCGCUCCCUCAGCGUGCCGCCGUCGCUGCGCAUGCUGGGCGUUCAGCCCCAGUCCAAGCUCAACUGCGAAGUCCUCAACGACGACCUGGCUUACGAAGUCCGUUGGGCCGUGGCUGGUGACUCCGUCGUCCUGCAGCUCGUCGCCAAACUAGACGACAAUGAGUACAUGUCCUUCGGCCUCUCCGGCGAGCCCAACAAGAGCGCGAUGGUGGGCGGCGAUGUGGUGGUGGCCUGGGUGGACAAGAACACCCUCAAGGGCACCGCCGUGGACUACUACCUGGACGCCAAGUCGCAGUGCUCUGGCGCUCGCGGCUCCUGCCCGGACACCCGCAUCAAGGACAACUCCAACAGCAUCCGCCUGCUGAACGCCGCCCUGGUGAACGGCUACUCCAUCGUGACGUACCAGCGCCCCCUCGCCGCCAGGGACGCCCUGGACAAGGCCGUGCUCACCAACGGCUCGCAGCCCGUCAUCUGGGCCGUGGGGCCGCUCAACCAGCGCGGGGAGGUGUCCUACCACUCGCUCGCCAACAGAAAUGACAUCUUCCUGGAGUUCGGCCGCUCCCCACGGUGGAACUGCCCCCUGCCUGACGGCGGCCACGGCGCCGGGGAAGACCAGGACCGCGAGCCGGCCCGCCCCGCGCAGACCACCGCCGUGACCACCCGGCCUCCCGCGACGCCCGCGCCGCACCCCAAGAAGGACGCGUGGGAGAUCCCGCCCAUCCAGUGCCACGAGCCCGAGGACGGCGUGUUCUACGCGCAGAUGGGCCCCACGGGGGGCAAGCACGGCUACCCGGCCAUCACGGGCCACGUGGGCUGGGGCAUCUCGUGGUACAUCAACGGCCUGCUCAUCCCGGAGAUCAACGUGGUGCGCGGCAAGACGUACACCUUCGUCGUGGAGGGCGGUCUGGACGCCGAGACGCCCGCCCGCUACCACCCCUUCUACAUCACCGACGACCCCGUCGGCGGCUUCGAGCACAAGACGGCCGAGGAGCGAGCCAGCGUCCGCAUCUUCGCCGGCGCGGUGCAGGACAAGCGCGGCCACAUCGUGCCCACCGGCACGGGCCGCCUGUGCAACUGGACGCCCGACCCCAACCAGCCCCUAGCGGACGAGUUCAGCUCCUUCGGCGCGUACCAGCGCACCCUCACGCUCGUCUGCGACGAGGGCGAGCCCGGCGUGGUGCAGUGGACCCCGGACCACAACACCCCCAACACCGUCUACUACCAGUGCUUCACCCACCGCUACCUCGGCUGGAAGAUCAACGUGCUGGACAGCUGCGACAAGGGGUCGCAGGGCGCGGCCAGCGAGCAGGUGUCGACGCAGGUGGCGGCGCCGCUGCAGGUGCAGCAGGACCAGGACCUGGACGGCAAGGCCAGCAUCCAGGUGGAGACGCGCGUGCCGGCGGCCGGCAACCGCGUGUCGGCGGCCAGCUCCCCGUUCGGCCAGGACAUCAAGGGCCUCGACGGCCUCAUCAGCGACGAGGACCGCGUCGUGCUGCUCAAGGGCAUCGAGAAGUUCGCCGCGGUGCACGACAAGGACCCCUUCCCUUUCGACAGCAACAAGCUCCUCGCACAGGUGCAGACCCAGUCCGAGGCUGCUGAAGCCGUGACCCUGCCAGAGGCCCUGACAGAGGCCCAGCUCGAGGCCGGUGUAGAGUCCGAGGCUCAAGCCGAGGCCGGGGCCGGAACCAGUGCGUCAGCAGGCCUGGCCACGACCCUCUACGACCACCUCAGAGAGGAGACGGCCAAGCAGGAGCCCCAGCCCCAGGGGCAGGGGCAGGGACCGUCCUCCAACCCCGCGCCCUCGCCCACAGACCUGGCCGCGACGCUGGCUCAGCAUCUGCCGCACCUGCAGCAGCAACAGCUGGCCGGGCUGUUGGGCAGCGGGCACUCGUUCCCGCUGGGCCUCGGCGGCCUCGGCGGCCUCGGCCCGAGCAUGAUGCACCUCAAGUACAUACCGCACCCCUCACUGCGCAUGCCCGCCCCCGGCGCCCCCGGCCACAUGGCGUACGUCGCCCGCGGCCCGCCCGCUCGGCCCCUGCUGUACACCAAGCACGGCCUGGCGCCACACCCCGGCCUGGCCAAGGCCCCGCACGCGCCGCACGGCAUGAUGCCCCUGUCCAUGAUGCACCCGCACCGCCACACCCUCCCCAGCCACUUGAUGCGCCGCCCCGUGCCCUUGAUGCUCGCGCAGCAGCAGCGGCAGCCUCUGGGCCAAGCCGGUCUGCUCGUGACCUCGCCCUCGCAGCACAACUACGUCAUCAAGAAGAAGCCGCUGUUCCGCGUGCCCGCGGGCGUGGGCGUGGGCGUGCCGGCCGGCGUUCCCGCGGCCGUUGCCGGCGGCGUGCCGCUGCUGUCGUCCAGCACCCUGCGGCCGCUGUACAUCCCCACCGGGCUGCAGGGGCUGCAAGGGCUGCACACGUCCACGCUGCGCCCCGCCAUGCAGUCCACGCUGUCACUCCAGCAGCAGCUCUACGCCACCACCAAGCUGCAGAAGCUAGCGGCGGCGCUGUCCUCCACCACGACCACCACGACCACCACCACGACCCCCGCCCCCAUCCCCGCACCAGUACACCACGCUUACCAAGGCCACCAGGGCCCGCUCCGCCACCACGCUGUACAGUCCUACCCCGCCCCCGCCUACUACCGGCCGCCCUCCGCCAACCCCUACCCGCCCGUGUCCCCCGCCUUCGAGCUGGACUCGUCACCGGAGCAGACGCCGUCCGCGUCCCUGGGCCCGCUCGCCAUCAACACGGGCUUCAACCCCGGCUCCGUGGUGGUGGAGGGCGGCUUCAAGCCCAUCCUGCAGCGCCGCCAGGACGAGGCGCAGGACCGCAUGGCCUUCGUGGAGGGCGGUGACGACGAGGACGACCUGAUGGAGGGCUCGGUGGUGGAGAUGGAGCGCCGCAGCUCGGACGUGGCCGUCGAGGACGAGGAGGACGAGGACGCGGAGCAGAAGCAGCGCCGCACCGAGACCUUCGAGCCCAUGUUCAUCCCGUCGCCGCCCGACCGCAACAGCUUCAAGCCGGGUGCGUCCACCACCGCGAAGAAGGCCGUGGAGCCGGGCAAGACACUGAAGCAGGCCAAGUUGACGAAGGGCAAGCAGCCACGGCGAGACAAGCCGGCCCAGCUCACACCCAUCAUCGUGCGGCCCAGGCCCGCCAUCCUGCGCCGCCCGCUCUACCCCAACAUGGUGGUGCCGCCCUUCAAGAUCCAGGCGCAGGCCCGACGCGGCCACCAGCAGCUCGACCCGCUCGAUUCCGAGGACGACGACGACGAGGAAGGCAUUGAGGAGGCGCCAGCCGCUAGUAAGGGAUCAGCCGCACCGAAGCAGCUGCAACAGCAGCAGCGUGACGAGGACCUAGAAGAGGACGACGAAGAGGCGGAGGACGAGACUAUGAUGGCAGCCGAGCGAAUGGACACCUACUAUCUGCCGCCGUCCGCGCCCCAGCAGGGCCUCCCGCACACCAUCGUCACCUACGACGGCAAGGCCGUGGACGCCGCCAUCGCGGCCACCAUCCCGAACCCUCCGCCAGACACGCUGCGGUCCCCCAGCAGCGCGGACCUGGUGCGUGCGCCGCAGUUCGGCCCGUUCCUGGGCGAGGCCCCGCCGCCAGUACCCGCCGCCCCGUCCCCCCUGGAGCUGCCGCAGCUGCAGCAAGUGCAGCCGGCGCCGCUGGCCAACUACCCACCGCUGCCACUGAGCGCUCCCGGCGACGACGGCCAGGGCGACGGCCAGGGCGACGGCCCCCUGGUAUUGCUGCAGGGCCAGGACGGCCAGGACCCCCUGCAGACGGACGCCAGCAGCCAGCACCACGCGCAGCACGCGCAGCAGAGCAAGCGAGAACGUCGGUCGCCGAAACCACAUCACGAACCCGGUCAUGAGGGCCACGACGACGACGACAAGGCGGGAGUGGCGCCGAGCGGGGCCGCCAGCACCAGGUCGAACAUCGCCACCACCCUCAGCAUUCUGUGUGCCAUUCUAGUGUCGGCCCUGAGAUAGGGAUAGGCUACUCCACGGGGCCCCGCCCCGCGCGAUGCACAGGGGGUGGUGGCGCCGCCUCGUCCUCAACGAGUCCGCCACGAGAGGGCGAGGCGGCCGGCCCGGCCCCUUGCACCGUCCGUGGCUCCCCGCAAUCUGGACUUGUAAAUAUGUGUUGCUGAGAGAGAGAGCUAAGUCUUCACUGAAGAAUUUCCCAAUGUGUUUGUGUGCUCUGUGGGGUUGAGAUUGUAAAUUUGAUACAUCUUGUAAAUUCUAAUGGGUAUCAAUGCAAUUUUUGUAGGAACCUCCCAAGAUGAUGUAAUGAUAAGCACACAGCACAACUGUCAUCCAGCACAUAAGUUAUUUCUUAUUUAUGAAACCAUGUCAUUGUAAAUUGAAAUGAGGCAGCUAAUGUGUCAGGAAUUCACAAGAAUUAGAUUUCAAUGUUUUUUUAAGGAAGUAAAACAGAUGAUUUCUCUGUCGCGCGGUGGUUCAAAGGUAUAAAUGUGAUAUAGAUAGAAGUUCAAAAAAUCAUGAGGUGUUAUGUAAUCUCGAAAGUAACAGAUGACCACCUCUUGGAGGUACAUAUCAAAAGAAAGAUUUUCAGGGAGUUCUGUAAGCACCUGCGAGUGUGGACAAACUUCUAGUACUGUACGGCUUUUUGUAAAAUAUGGUUGGAAGCUUUGAGAAUAAACUUCAGAUGUAAAACAGA
Molecule: messenger RNA, 5562 nt
Organism: Thrips palmi
Lineage: Eukaryota; Metazoa; Arthropoda; Insecta; Thysanoptera; Thripidae
Product: protein Skeletor, isoforms D/E-like
Exons: 13
Coding region: 21-4871 (1616 amino acids)
Source: RefSeq, a predicted model, not a curated record